This is a messenger RNA of Cuscuta epithymum, 2462 nucleotides long. NCBI's taxonomy places the organism in Eukaryota, Viridiplantae, Streptophyta, Magnoliopsida, Solanales, Convolvulaceae. The record is from the annotation of a GenBank genome assembly.
UAAAAACAUUAGAUGUGCGAUCUUUAAAAACAUAGAGAGUAAACCUUUUGGAGUUUUAAGAAUAGAUCAAACCAUAUAAUUUACUCUUACAAUUUUUCCCGCUCGCCGGCGGCAAAGGGCCAAGUUCGAAAGGGCAGAAGGAGGUACGUUCUCUGGUCUCUGCUCACACAUAAGAGAGAAACACUCAUCGGGCAAAUGAAUAGAAUGGACACUGAAGACCACUCAGAGAAAUUGCAGAAGUACCUGGAAAAGCACCACUCCGAGCAACUCCAAUCCAUCACUCUAGCUCCGGAUCAUCGGCUUCACUACCCCCUCCAUGUCGAUUUUGCAGGGGUUAUGGACGAAUACCCCCACAUUGCUCAACUGAUCUUCUCACAACCCGAUGAUUAUCUAUUGCUUUUCGAAGAAUCUGCCGUUUUAGCGCAGAAGAAGGUACCUAGUGAGUUUGGAGAAGCUCGUUUUAAGAGCCACAUACAUGUUCGAAUUAACCCCUGCGGUUCUCCUCUUGAAUGUCCAGAAUCUUUUCCAAGCAUUGGACGUGUGCGGGUUAAGCAUAGGGGGAUUCUUCUCACGCUCAAAGGGACUGUAAUUAGGUCUGGGCCUGUGAAAAUGAUUGAAGGGGAAAAGUUGUAUCAGUGUAGGAGAUGUAAACACAGGUUCAGAGUUUAUCCUGAGGUGGAAACUAGAAAUUCCAUCCCCAAGCCUACAUCCUGUCCAUCACAGAAGCCUAAAUUUUGUGAAAGCACAAAUUUCCAGCUAGUGGAAGAUAGCAUGGUUUGCCGUGAUUAUCAGGAAAUUAAAAUCCAAGAAAGCACCCAGGUGUUGGGUAUUGGAGCUAUCCCUCGUUCCAUUCCUGUUAUCAUGAUGGAUGAUCUCGUUGACAUGGUUAAAGCUGGAGACGAUGUUAUUGUUACCGGAGUUCUCAAAUCUAAAUGGUCAGCAGAUUUAAAAGAUGUUCGCUGUGAUCUUGAGCCUGUAUUAGUUGCUAACCAUGUGAGGAGAAUAAAUGAAUUAAAGUCAGAAAUAGACAUUCCGGAUGACAUUAUUUUUAAAUUCAAGCAGUUUUGGCAAGAGUAUGAGCUUUCCCCUUUAAAAGGUAGGAAUGCCAUUCUUAGAGGAAUUUGUCCGCAGGUCUUUGGACUUUUCACUGUCAAGCUAGCAGUUGCAUUGACACUUGUUGGAGGGGUAGAACACAUUGAUGCUUCUGGAACAAAAGUAAGGGGAGAUUCUCAUUUGCUGCUUGUUGGUGAUCCUGGUACUGGGAAAUCACAGUUUUUGAAGUUUGCUGCCAAAUUGAGCAAUAGAUCUGUAAUUGCUACUGGGUUGGGAAGCACAAGUGCUGGAUUAACUGUUACUGCAGUUAAAGACGGAGGGGAGUGGGUUCUAGAAGCUGGUGCUCUUGUUUUAGCAGAUGGUGGUCUCUGUUGCAUUGAUGAAUUUGAUGGCAUGAAGGAACAUGAUAGGGUUACCAUCCAUGAAGCUAUGGAGCAGCAAACUAUAAGUGUUGCAAAGGCUGGUCUUGUAACAACUCUGAGUACGAGGACAAUUGUAUUUGGUGCGACAAAUCCCAAAGGACAUUACGACCCUCAGCAGUCUUUAUCUGUCAAUACUACUCUCUCUGCGCCAUUGUUAAGCAGAUUUGAUAUCGUCCUUGUUCUACUAGACACUAAGAACCCCGAAUGGGAUGAUGUUGUUUCAUCGCACAUCCUUGAGGCAGAAACAAAGAGUUGCUAUUCUGAGGAGGAUCUACAUAAUAUCUGGCCACUUCCUAUGCUUAGGCGGUAUAUCCACUUUGUGAAGCGAAAUUUUCAACCAGUCCUCUCUAAGGAGGCAGAAAAAGUUAUUUCAAGCUAUUACCAACUCCAAAGAAGAUUCGCAACCGAAAAUGCAGCUCGGACAACAGUGCGCAUGCUUGAAAGUUUGAUACGGCUUGCUCAAGCACAUGCAAGGCUGAUGUUCAGAAACGAAGUGACUCAACUGGAUGCCAUCACAGCUAUCUUAUGCAUUGAGUCCUCCAUGACUACCUCAGCCAUUGUGGAUAGUGUUGGAAAUGCUUUACACUCCAAUUUUGCAGAGAAUCCCGAUGAAGAAAAUGCCAAACAAGAAACAUUGAUCUUAGAGAAGCUGAGUUCGAUGGGUGAAUUUCCAGAUGUGAUCUCCACUCAGUCCACUGAUCGUUGAGCAAAAUAACGGGCAAGCUAAUCAUGCCACUCAAAGUAGCAGUCUCAAAGAGAACAUCUCAUCUUUUGUUCUGUUUCCUAUUUUUUUUCAUUUUCAUAUCCAUUGAGCCUGUGUGACUAUAUGUAUAACGCUCAAGACAAAUAGUUCUUAUUUUUAAGAAAUUGUAUGAAAAUAAUCAUAUGAAUGUGUACUUAUGGGUAAUCUACUGUGCUAUAUCCUGGGUGGCUGGGUUAAUACCACUAAGUCCUAAAACAGUAAAAUGGUUGAGAAUUUUCUUCGUG